Messenger RNA from Drosophila obscura, 1403 nucleotides. Its product is annotated as ceramide synthase 6. The record is from RefSeq and is a predicted model, not a curated record. The transcript has 6 exons. Bases 130 to 1335 code for a protein of 401 amino acids. Gene Ontology annotation, cellular component: membrane. Gene Ontology annotation, biological process: ceramide biosynthetic process. Lineage: Eukaryota; Metazoa; Arthropoda; Insecta; Diptera; Drosophilidae. Gene Ontology annotation, molecular function: sphingosine N-acyltransferase activity; DNA binding.
CACUACAUUUAAUACAUCAAACGCAGAGCGAACAACAACAACAGCAGCAGCGCAGUCGAGUGCAAACGGAGAAAAGAAUUCACCAUUGAAGCCGCAAAAAAGGAAAAUAAGUGAGAAACGACUGGGAGCAUGGAUAUAAUCAAUAAGUUUAGCAGUGCAUUCUGGAGUACGGACGUUUGGCUGCCGCCAAAUGUAACAUGGGCCGAUAUAGCGCCCGGCUCGCGGCCCGAUGUGGUGCAUGCCAAUUAUAAGGAUCUUAUCUGGCCCAUUCCAUUGGCGGCGGUUGUCAUGCUGGUGCGCUAUACACUGGAACGCUUUUGGAUAUCUCCGGUGGGCAAGUCCCUGGGCAUACGAAGUUCUAGACCUAAGAAAGCAGCAAAUGUUCCUAUACUAGAGAAUGCCUACGCAAAAUCCACACGAUUGGAUAACAAAUGGCUGGGUCCAUUGUCCAAGCAGACGGACAUGAGCGAGCGACAGAUCGAGCGAUGGUGGAGACUGCGUCGCGCGCAGGAUAAGCCAUCGACAUUGGUCAAGUUCUGUGAGAAUACCUGGCGGUGCAUCUACUAUUUGUACUCGUUCAUAUUCGGGGUGAUUGUGCUGUGGGACAAGCCCUGGUUCUGGAAUGUGAAGAGCUGUUGGUACGGCUAUCCCCAUCAGUCGAUAAGCAAUGACAUCUGGUGGUACUAUAUGAUAUCAAUGUCCUUCUACUGGUCGCUCACUGGCACACAGUUCUUUGAUGUGAAGCGCAAGGACUUUUGGCAGAUGUUUAUCCAUCAUAUGGUCACGCUGCUGCUGAUGUCCCUGUCCUGGGUGUGCAAUCUGCAUCGCGUUGGUUCCCUGGUGCUGGUCGUGCACGACUGUGCCGACAUCUUUCUGGAGGCGGCAAAACUAACCAAAUAUGCCAACUAUCAGAAGCUAUGCGAUGCCAUCUUUGCCAUUUUCACAGUGGUAUGGAUUGUGACGCGUCUGGGCUUCUUUCCGCGUAUUAUCUACAGCUCUUCUGUGGAGGCACCACAAAUCCUGCCCAUGUUCCCAGCCUACUAUAUCUUCAAUUCGUUGCUGUUGAUGCUGCUGGUCCUGCACGUCAUCUGGACAUAUAUGAUUCUCAAGAUAGUUGUCGACUCUCUGCAGAAGGGUCUGAUGUCCGGUGAUAUACGUUCCAGUGAUAGUGAAGAUCUCACGGAUAGUUCGGAGAAUGUGCGCUUGGCCAAUGGGGGGUCAUCGUCGUCUCGUUCCAAGAGCAAGUCGUCAACGAUCAGUGGUGGAGUCAGCCAGCGGAAGUCGCAUAGUGCCAGCAAUCACACGGCGGACACGGAAGAGAAAACGAUCAAGUAAAUAUAGCGUGGAGAGGAGAGGCAAGAGCUCCAGAACCCCAAGGAACAACCAUCCCCAGCCCCAUCCCC